AUGCAACCAUCAAUACUGAGAGCUCUAGCUGCGGCUAGGCACAGUAAAACCACAUAUCCGCGUGUCGGCCAUCAAUGUACCAGGACCUUCGCCCAAAGCACGCCAUGGAGAUUGAGGGAGCAAUCGAAGGGUGUCACGGCUGAGAACUCGACUUCACAGGGUCAGCCCGCCGCCAACUUGAGUCAAGAGGUGGGCAAGGAAGAAAAGGAUCAUUAUGAGAGGGUUGUGGAGCACAGCAAGCAGAGUCAGAUGCGGUCGCCGUGGAUGCGUGAGGGCAGCGAUAAGCCUCCUGUUGCUAGGAUGAGAUCUGCUGGUGCUAUGGUCAAAGGCAAACUCCUGACAACGCCAUCCCGAAUGCUCAAACUCAUCCUCCCGCUCACCACACGGGACUACAACAACGACCGCAAAGAUGUGGAACCGCUGGCUCUUCUCGUACACCCGCAACAACCUCUUUCCUACCUCGAACGCCUCAUUCAAUCCGAACUUCCCGUGAUAAAGACAGAGAGUGGAAGCGACAAGAUUCCCUCGGUCCACUUCCGCGCACAAGAUCUAGGAGAAGAAGCAAUAAACCCUGAUCGCCAUGAACCCGAUGAGGAGUCUGAAGACUACAAGUUCGAACACUCGGAGGACUUCAAGAUUGACGGAAAGACCGAACGCACCGGCAAGCUCAAUGAGUCCGGAGAGGUUGCAGCAGCAAAGCCAAAGAAUCCUGUCAAGCAGCCCGAUCCGGAACACCCCAACUUUGUGCGUUGGUCGCCCAGCACUGAGAUUGGCGAUUUCAUCAGAGAUGCGGCAAGAGGAAAGGAGUUCAGUGUCGAUAUUGAGAGUGCUCCCGAGCCCAUCUAUGUUGCGGUUCCAUCGUUCGCUGAUCGCACCUACUACCUUCGCAUGCGAUUGCGCAAGACGGCAAAGCAGAUUUCGACAAUGGCAGAUAUCAAGACCGAGUGCGACAGGCUGGCGCAUAAGAGUGCGCAGCGCGUUGCUCAAGGUGGGUUUGCCGUUUUGGUGGGUUGGUGGGGCUCGGUCUACGUCCUCACUUUCCAGACUGAUCUAGGCUGGGAUGUCAUGGAGCCCGUCACCUAUCUGGUUGGUUUGUCUACUCUGAUUGGCGGUUACAUGUGGUUCUUGUACCAUAACCGCGAGGUCAGCUAUCGUUCUGCCAUGAACUUUACUGUCAGCAAGAGACAGGAUAAGCUGUAUCAGGCCAAGGGCUUUGACGUCUCCAAGUGGGACGGUUUGGUCGAAGAGGGCAAUCGCUUGAGAAGAGAAAUCAAGAUGGUUGCUGAGGAGUACGAUGUCGAUUGGGAUGAGGCCAAGGAGGCAGGAGAUGAGAAGGUGGCCAAGGCUCUACGCCACGAGCGCAGGAAGAAGCAGUUGGCCAAGGACGAUGAAGACGAAGAGGGAAAGAAGCGCAAGAAGAGCAGGGAAGAUGAUGAAGACGAUGAUUGA
Messenger RNA from Aureobasidium namibiae CBS 147.97, 1449 nucleotides. RefSeq lists its product as uncharacterized. The record is from RefSeq and is a predicted model, not a curated record. The transcript is spliced from 2 exons. Bases 1 to 1449 code for a protein of 482 amino acids. Gene Ontology annotation, cellular component: uniplex complex; mitochondrial inner membrane. Gene Ontology annotation, molecular function: uniporter activity; calcium channel activity. NCBI's taxonomy places the organism in Eukaryota, Fungi, Ascomycota, Dothideomycetes, Dothideales, Saccotheciaceae. Gene Ontology annotation, biological process: mitochondrial calcium ion homeostasis; calcium import into the mitochondrion.